AUAUGGAAGUAGAGCAUCUGAAUACUAGUGGAGCCAAUACCAGCAUGGAAGAAUUAAAAGUGGAGGAAGAUGAAAAUGUAAAAGAAACUUCCAUGGAGGAGGAUAUAUUGGGUACACAGAGCUUGUUAAUGUCCGAAUCAGAUGAGGAUGAUAGAGAUAAUAGUAUUAAUAAAAACAAAAAAAGUCCACUAAAGAAAAAAAAUAUUUCCAAAAGAAGUAAACGCAUAUUGGAUAGCGAUGAUGAGGAUGGUAUAGAAAACAAACAACCAGAAACAGAAGAGAAUGAGGAAGUGAAUCUAGCAACGAAUAAAAAGAAAAUUUCAACAUUAAUUGAUUCAGAUAGUGAAGUUGAUGAAGAGUACAAGGAUGAGGACCAGGAACAAACAGCGAAGGCAUCUAGCAUAGUUGAUUCUGAUGAAGAUAUUACAAAAGUAAACUUCAAACAAAUAAAACAGGAACUUUAUAAAAGUUCCAAACAAAAAUCAAAUAAAAUAAAAAAAGACCCAAAUUUCCGAGAAGAAGAUAAUACAGAUACGGAGAAAUCAGAUUCACCAAAAACGUCCAAGGAAUCAAAGAAAAAAUCCAAAAAACUAAAAAAAAAUAGUUCUGACUCCGAGAAUACAAGAACGGAAUCCAAGAAAAUUUCAUCUCUGGUAGAUAGUGAAUCAUCCGGUGCCGAAUCAAAUUUCCGAGAAGAAGAUAAUACAGAUACGGAGAAAUCAAAUUCACCAAAAUCGUCCAAGGAAUCAAAGAAAAAAUUCAAAAAACUAAAAAAAAAUAGUUCUGACUCCGAGAAUACAAGAAAGGAAUCCAAGAAAAUUUCAUCUCUGGUAGAUAGUGAAUCAUCCGGUGCCGAAUCCCAACCUGAAAUUAAUGAUGACGAUUUUGAUGCUUGGGUUAAUGGAUCAAAUAUUGGAGAAAAGAAUAAUAACGAAGAAACUUCAAAGGGAAAAGAAAAAAAACCUAAAGUUAUUAGAGCUUCUGCCAAGAAGGCUUUAGACGAAAUGCAAGCUAUUCAAAGUGAACAACAAAGAUUACAUCGUGAGGCUCACAUAAGUAUUCCUUAUCACAAGCCAAAAAAGCAUACAUUAGAUGAAUUUCUAAAAAGGCGAACUAUUAUACAGCCACAAACAUCUAGUCCAGUUUCAGCAGCAGUACAAACGAGAAGACUAAAGAUGACACCAGAAGAAUUAGAAGAAUAUGCUAAACUUAUGGAAGAACGUGAAAAAGAAGCCACCGAAUUCUUCAAGUCUGAGUCUGAGAGUGAAGAGGAGGAAGUUUUCAAAGACAAUGAAGGUGUAUUAGACAAAACCACAGAAAUCAAUCAACAAAACCAAGAUAAUACACCUAUGGAUUCAUUAGAUUUAGCGAAUGAUACUGAAAUUAAACAAAAUACUGAUGACGCCCUUAAUAUUAUAGCAGAAGAAUUUAAAGAAAAUCUAGAUGGAGUACAACUAACUGAAGAGGAAUUGGCCGAACUUUUGGCUGAACAGGAACAGGUAGAAGAACAGGAAAUUCAGGAAAGACCUACAUGUUCAAAAGUUCUAAUAACAGAAGUAAUUGAAUUGCCUAAACUAGAUAUGAAUACUGUUCGAUUAAGUCCGAUUAAGAAGCACACACCCCGGCCAUCCUUGAACAUUAAACAAUUGCUUGCUGGGAAAAAUCUUUCGGGAAGCCCCUCACUUAGUGGUGACCCUAAUAAAUUAAUAGAUUUAGAAACGGGAGAUUUGAUAGAAAAAAAACCAACUGGCAUAGAAAAUCUUAUGAAACGUUUAAUGGCCACAGUUAAAAAUAAAAAAUCGAAGACCUCGGAAGCCUGUAAUAUCGUUUCACUAGAAAAUGGCAAGUUAGAAAUAUCUAAGGUCAAUAUAAGUGUAACAGAAACCAAAGAUAUUCAAAAGGAACCUAAACCGGGUGCUGCUUAUUUUGAGCUAAAAAAGAAUCUGAAAGAGAUUAUCAAAAAGAAACGCAUGGAUGAAAUAAAUAAGAAACAAGAAGACGAAUUGGAAUAUAGUAAAUGUUUAGCAGAUGAUGAUGAUGACGAUGAAGAAGAGGAAGACAACGAAGACGAAGUAGAAAUGGAAGUUGAAGAAUAUGAGCCGGAGGAUAAGCCUAAAAAUAAAGUUGUUAUGGUUGAUGAUGAGGAGAAUGCCCUAGUGGUCGAGGAUGAUGAAAACGAAGAUGAGGAAGAAGAAAAUGUUGUGGAAAUUAACAGCGAUGAAGAUGAUUCUGAAAAUAAAGAUGAAGACGAAGAAGAGGAAGAGGACGACGAUGAUGACGACGAAGAUAACAAUGACGAUGACAACCAUACCGAACCCGUAGAGAAAUCACAACGUAAAAAUCGUAUUAUUAAAGCAUUUGAUGAUUCUGACGAAGAAGUAGAAGGUGAUAAUGAUGAUAUCGAUUUUCUAAAAACUCAACCUAGAGCUACACAACCACCUCUUUUUGAUACCCAAGCUUCGGCAAAAACCUCUCAGCAAGAUGAAGAAACUGAACUGCUAGCUUUGUGUUCUGGCACAUUUGAUGAUACUCAAAAAAAAACAUCCGUCAACGCCUUAAUGUCACAAAUUCCCCUCACGCAAAAUGGUGGUAAACCUGUAAAUGAUGAAGAGUUAAUGGAAUUAUGUUCGGGAACAUUUGAUCAGCCAGCUGAUACACAGCAGCCAACACAAUCCCAUAUAAUUGCAGAUAAUCUUAAGGCAAAGUGCAAUAAAAUUGUAUCCAGCGAUGAAGAAAACGAAGAAGACGACCAGUUGGAUAAGAACGAACAAAAUAAGCAAAGAGUUAAGAAAUUAACUAAAAAACUUAAGAAAAAGAAAGCAAAACUUGGUUUUUCUGAUGAUGAAGACGAGGAAGAGGAGGAAGAAGACAUUGAUGAUCAAGAGCAGGAAUUAAAUGAUGUUGAUUUGGAAGAGGAAGCCGAAGAGCCGGAGACUUUCGUCGACUAUGAUUCUGAAGAAAAUGAGGUUAUAGUACAAAUGACUAAAAAAGAUAAAGUGAAACAAGCCCAAAACUUUGUUGAAAAAGAAGCUGAACUUUCCGAAUCUGAGUGGGGCAGCGCCGACGAAGAUGAAAAGAAUUUGGACACAUAUGACAUUGAAUUGGGUGAUGAAGACGAAUUUGAUAGAGAGAAAUUACGAACAGAGCUGGGUCAAAUUCACGCACGCAAAAUGUUAGAUGAGGACUUACGUGAAGUACGUAAAAUUCAAGAAAUGCUCUUUGAAGACGAAGAAAAGGAUGGUGUUGGACGACAAAGAACUUUUAAGUGGAAAAAUGCCGAAAGCGGUUUUAGCUUAGAUGAUGGGCGACCCUUGGAAAAUGAUGAUGGCCAAAAUGGUGAUAGUGGCGACGAACUCAAUGAACAUCAAUGGCGUAAAAUACGUCACGAACGUGAACAAUUUCUUAAAGAACAGGGUCUUAAGCCAGAUUCUCAAGAUAUGUCAACGGUUUUGCCCAACACUACCAUCCCGUCACUUAACAGCACAACAACGAGCUUAGUAACUACGAAAAAGUUACAUAUAAUAACUGCCAAAAAGACUUCGGUAUCCACACCAGACUCUAAAAAAGCAUCACCCUUCCUUAUAUCGAAAGGCAUUUCGUCCAUGCAUAAGAAAAGUGUGCGUGGUUCAUUUCUAGUGCGCGACAAAGACACCCUUAAUAAGUUAGCUGGUCUUACAAAAGGUACCUCAUCUUCAAUCGCUGCCUCUGAUAUGGAUGAUACAGCUGGUACUGUUUCCAUUAAGAGCAUAAAGGCCAAGAAUUUUGUCUUUGCCACGCUGACGGAGGAAGAGCAUGAAAAUCUUAAACGUAAAUCCGAUGAUUUGUUAAAUAGUAGUAAUGAAAAUGGUAAAAACUUUAUGAAGAAACCAAGAAUUGAACCUCGUCGCGAUAAAUGCUUCAUUGAUCAACUACUAUAAACGUUGAUAAUUGUUUGAAAUCGGUUGCCUGUAAAAUUAUUUAUUUGGUGUCAUAGUUUUAGUUAAAUGUAUA
This is a messenger RNA of Calliphora vicina (urban bluebottle blowfly), 3990 nucleotides long. It is a transcript of the gene Claspin, whose product is annotated as claspin. The transcript has 6 exons. Gene Ontology annotation, biological process: mitotic G2 DNA damage checkpoint signaling; mitotic DNA replication checkpoint signaling; activation of protein kinase activity. The record is from RefSeq and is a predicted model, not a curated record. The coding region runs from base 3 to 3917 and encodes 1304 amino acids. Lineage: Eukaryota; Metazoa; Arthropoda; Insecta; Diptera; Calliphoridae. Gene Ontology annotation, molecular function: anaphase-promoting complex binding.